Cryphonectria parasitica EP155 is the source of this 1578-nucleotide messenger RNA. Its product is annotated as asparaginase-domain-containing protein. Gene Ontology annotation, molecular function: protein binding; asparaginase activity. Bases 1 to 1542 code for a protein of 513 amino acids. The transcript has 4 exons. NCBI's taxonomy places the organism in Eukaryota, Fungi, Ascomycota, Sordariomycetes, Diaporthales, Cryphonectriaceae. The record is from RefSeq and is a predicted model, not a curated record.
AUGCCCCGGUCGAGCGGUGGCGACCUGGACACGAAGUAUCUCGAGUCUCGAGUGCUCAUUAUCAUGACGGGAGGCACUAUCUGCAUGCAGCCAUCGCCAGAUGGCCUGGUGCCAGCGACUGGAUUUCUUGAGAGUGCAAUGGCGCCCAGACCGUCCUUCAACGAUUCCUCCGCCCCCGUGCAGCUCCAUGCGUACAAGAACGGCGAGAAACUCGCGCUCAACUCCCUCCGCACCCCGCCCACUGCCUAUUCGCGACAUGUUCGCUAUGGUAUUCUCGAGUUCUCCCCCUUGCUGGAUUCAAGCUCCAUCUCCUCUGUCGGCUGGACCGAGAUCGCCCUGACGGUCAAGGAGAACUAUCACCUUUUCGAUGGCUUUGUGGUACUGCACGGCACGGACUCCCUGGCCUACUCUGCAUCCGCCUUGUCCUUCAUGAUGUCGGAUCUGGGCAAGCCGGUCAUUCUCACGGGUUCUCAGGCUUCCAUUUUUGCCCUCCAGUCCGACGCUGUGGACAACCUGCUGGGCUCACUGAUCAUCGCCGGGACCUUUGUGAUUCCCGAGGUCUGCCUGUUCUUCCAUCACACCCUUUUCAGAGGCAACAGGACGACAAAAGUUUCAGCGUCUGCAUUCGAGGCCUUUGAUAGCCCAAAUUGCGAGCCUCUUGCCAAGGUGACGAGUCUCGGGGUUGACGUGAAGUGGGCGCUUGUUCGUCGACCGACGAGAAUCGCUGAGUUUCAGGUUACCAAAUAUAUCGAUACAGCACAUGUGGCCUGUCUGCGCAUCUUUCCCGGCAUCAAGCCAGAGAUGGUAGAUUCAGUGCUCCGUGUUCCCGACUUGAGAGGCCUCAUUCUUGAGACAUUCGGCAUGGGCAACGCUCCAGGAGGUGUGGACGGGAGUCUGACAAAGGUCAUCCGUGAGGCCGUAGAGAGAGGCAUCGUCAUCGUCAACGUCAGCCAGUGUACAAACGGCUUCGUCUCGCCGCUAUAUGCACCAGGCACGAUUCUGGGCAGAGCAGGCGUUGUCUUCGGCCAUGACCUGACGACGGAGGCUGCUCUGACGAAGCUGGGCUAUCUUCUAGCUGUUCAGAGCCUCUCUUAUGUCGAUAUCACUGCCCAGAUGGCGCAUUCCAUACGUGGAGAAAUGACCGAGAUGACGAGUCCUAGCUUCUCCCACCCGGCGGGAACAUUAGAUUCGGCAACGAUCAAGCUCACUGCCACAGAAGCAGCAUUUGCCGCACUCGGAUAUGCUAUUGAAAGGGGCGAGUUCCAGGAGGUCCGCGAAAUGCUCGAAGGGGACGAGGUGAACCAUCAGUUGCUGAAGAGGGCCGACUACGCCGGGAACACAGCCUUACACCUGGCGGCUAUGAGCGCUAACCUAGAUAUUAUCAAGGAACUUCUCACGCGCGGAGCCAGCGUUCACACCAGAAACUCGGCAAACAACACUCCCCUUUUCCUAGCCAGAAGGACGGCAAAUCGGGGAUGCAUCGAAUUGUUGGAGGGUGCCGGCGGGCACUUUCUUAUGGCCCACUCGAACAAAGUACCCUAGAUGAAUUGAGCUGCAGUGCUACGCUCGGUCGCCUGU